UAAUGAUAGAUUACUUUGGGGUUUUCUGAUAAGAUUUUAGAGGAAACACUGAAAAUUUAAAUCUUAUUCAAACCAAAAAUAUGUUACAAAAUAGUUUUAAAACUAUGGGGCAGUACUGCCCCAUAGUAGUGUGUGAACAUACAGCCUAGUUUUGAGCUUGUCAGCUCAUGUUUAACCUGUAAAAUGAGAACUUGAUAACAACGAGAGAGAGAGAGAGAGAGAGAGAGAGAGAGAGAGAGAGAGAGAGAGAGACAGACAGACAGAGAGAGAGAGAGAGAGAGAGAGAGAGAGAGAGAGACUGAGACUUCUCAUCUGUCAUACCCAAGUCCAGCCCCUGUAGUUUUUCAAUUUCAGCUUUACAUACUCUUGGCUGGGAGUGAAAGAGAGAGAGAAGGUUUAGCAGCCACAUUUCCCAGGUUCCAGGUUUUCCUAUCGUGUACACCUACGCUUUUGGGUGCUAUGAUUGGAAUUGGCCUCACAUCUGCUUCUGGCCAUAUAUAGUAUGUUUCUCUGGGACUGAAGAAAAAAAUCACAGAAACUAUUUGUCUGGAGUGCAGUCAGAGCCACACGCACACACCUCGCUGUCUAUGUUUAGAGAGAGUGUUCCUGAACCUGGGAUUAUUUUUUUUUAUGGAGGAAGGGUUUCCAGGUGAUUUUCUCCUCCCACUGUCCUGAAGUGAUUUGCAAGCACAGUGGGUGCAUGCAGAGAGCCACAUGCAAUGGUCUUGCUGGGAAGUAGAUAAUGGCAACUGCAGUUUAUCAGGUAUCCACGUCCUGUGUGCCUACUGCAAACUAUGAACUGCCUCCCAGCAAUGAUAUUGCACUGAAGCAUGUAGACACAACGGGUUCAACAAAAUCGGCUAAGAGUGUGGAGUCCCGACGCAGACCUUCACGGAGCGUGAGUCUAAUCCAAGCCAUGGAUGAGAGCUACGAUGUGGAUCUGGUCUACAUCACAGAGCGCAUCAUUUCCGUCUCGUUCCCCAGUGGCGCUGAGCAGCAGAGCUACAGGGCCAACCUGAAGGAGGUGGCGCAGAUGCUGAGGUCUAAACAUGGAGACAACUACUUGCUCUUUAACCUCAGCGAGAAACGGUAUGACAUCACCAAGUUCAACCCAAAGGUGUUGGAUUUUGGCUGGCCGGAUCACCAUGCCCCAGCGCUUGAUAAGAUCUGCAGCAUCUGUAAAGCCAUGGACACUUGGCUCAAUGCAGACCCUCACAAUGUGGUGGUUCUGCAUAACAAGGGUAAUCGUGGACGGACUGGUGUGGUUAUAGCAGCUUACAUGCACUACAGCAACAUAUCUGCCAGUGCAAACCAAGCGCUGGACAGGUUUGCUAUGAAGAGGUUUUAUGAAGACAAAGUACUUCCUGUGGGCCAGCCCUCCCAGAAGAGAUACGUACAGUACUUCAGUGGCUUGCUGUCAGGAGCCAUCAAAAUUAACAACAAGCCUUUGUUUUUGCACCACGUCAUCAUGCAUGGGAUCCCAAACUUCGAAUCCAAAGGAGGUUGCCGCCCUUUCCUCAAGAUUUACCAGGCAAUGCAGCCAGUCUACACAUCUGGGAUCUACAAUGUACAAGGAGAUGGCCAAACCAGUAUCUGCAUCACCAUUGAACCAGGGCUUCUUCUCAAAGGAGAUAUUAUGCUGAAGUGUUACCACAAGCGGUUCCGCAGCCCAACGCGUGACGUCAUUUUCCGAGUGCAGUUCCACACCUGUGCCAUCCAUGACCUGGGGGUCGUCUUUGGCAAGGACGAGCUUGACGAAACCUUUAAAGAUGACAGGUUCCCUGAAUAUGGAAAAGUGGAGUUUGUCUUCUCAUUUGGCCCAGAGAAAAUACAAGGAAUGGACCACCUGGAGAAUGGCCCAAGUGUCUCAGUGGACUACAACACCCAGGACCCUCUCAUCCGUUGGGACUCCUACGAGAACUUCAACCAGCGCUGUGAGGACACCAAUGAAGAACUUCACACACAAGGUCCACUUGACGGUAGUCUUUACGCCAAGGUUCGCAAGAAGGAUUCUAUUGUCGGGUGUGGGGGUGCGGUCAGUGCCAACGGCCUCCCAGCAGUUGAUCACGCUCUGUCGGUAAGCAGUGACUCAGGAAACUCUACCGCCUCCAUUAAAACUGACCGGACUGAUGACCCUGGACAGCAGGCUGCAACGGUCACCCAACCUCUGAGCCCAGAGGAGAAGAAAGAACUAGAUCAACUUCUGAGUGGCUUGGAGGCGCCCAUGCAUCGGCAAGCUUUACUGGUGGCAGCGGCAGGAGGGGGUGGAGGAGGAAUGCGGCAUCUAGUGCCGGCACAAGUUCACGUGAAUGGGCACAGUGUGGAGCGGGAGACUGACAUCCUGGACGAUGAACUGCCUAACAGCCAGGAAGCUAACAGCGUGGACAGCUUAGGAACAUUGUCUUCCUUUGAAGGCCGAGCAACGCCGGCAGAACUCUACUUUCAAACCGAGACGGUUAUAAACGGACAAGAAGGUCCAUAUCUGGAGAAGACCAUGCUAGAGAAGGUGGCAGAGAUGCCUGGGCAUCGGAUUCGAAGCUCGUCCUCGGCGCAAGAACGCCUUAUGGACACUUCCGUGGUUUCGCCGCAGAGCUAUGCCAACCAAAAUGGUGGCAUUUACCGCUCACAGUCCUUUGGUUCUGCCACUGUUCCCAGCUAUGAUGUUGCCCCUAAGCUAAUGCCUAGAGCUCCAGCCAGAAGCACAAGCAGUAGAGAUGCAGUGCAGAGGGGUCUAAACGUUUGGCAACAGCAGGGGCAACCGGACGAGGUGGUCCCAGAGGCAGCCCAAUUGAACCCAGUUCUGCAGAGCCACAGUCUGCCUGAGUUCCCAGACACGGCUUCCCAGCAGGAGAUCGAACAGUCUAUUGAGGCGCUUAACAUGCUCAUGCUCGACCUGGACCCGGCCUUGACCCAGGUGCCCAAGUCGUACAGUGCCCCCCUGUCCUCUGCUUCAGUCUCGGUGGGGGGAAACAGUGUGGUCACCACUCAGCCUGUCAUCUUUGCUCAGGCACCAACCAGAUCCCUCAACACUUUCCAAGCAGAUACGUAUGUUCCAUCCUAUGCAGAAGACCCGUCUGCCACAUUCGGUCAAAUGCAACAAAGGCCUUCCAAUGCUUACCCACCAAGCACUGCAGGCCCAUCUUACAUACCAGAUCAGUCUGCCACAUUAGGUCGAGCACAUCCCUCCAAUACCUAUCCGGUGAGCACUGUGGCACAGGCUUAUUCAACAGAACCAUCUCCCACAUUCAGUCAGGGGCCACAGAGGUCUACCAACACUUACCAAGCUAGCCCUGCCGUCCCAUCCCACCCAACAGAACCUUACAACUCCUUCAAUCAAGUGCAACAGAGGCCGACUAAUGCUUACCCAGCACACAAUGCAGUCCCUUCCUACACAACAGAACCAUCCAACGCAUUUGGCCAACUGCAACUGAGACCUCUCAACACUUACCCUGUAAACACAGCAUCCCCGGCCUACUCCCCUGACCUCCAGGAGCUUGAUUACCACAUCUCCCCAUGCCCCCAGGGACCCCCUCGCAGCCAGAGCAUGGGUGGGGGCAGUACCUCGUCCUCCCCUCUCCCCCCUCUAAACGCCCAGUCACCUGCCUUACCCAAGGCAGUAGAGCCAGAUGAGGAACGCUAUAACCUGGAGGGGAUUGUGGCCCACCGUGUGGCUGAGUACAACGCUCGGAUCAAUGGCAUCUGUCAAAGCAUGAACCCUCGACAACCUCUCCAUCGCCUCCGUUCUUACUCCUUCUCCGGUGUAAGAUCCCGCGGAAUGUCUCCUGACGAAUCGUCCGCUCCCGUGAGGCGUCGAACGACCAGCGAGGGACAGUAUGAGAACGGGCAGGAUACAGGCUCCGGCCACGGCAGCACUGUCCGCUCCCCGAUUCGCUGCGUCUCUCCCGAGGUGGUGAACUCCAUCGCCGCUAACCCGGGGGGAAGACCAAAGGAGCUUCACAUGCACAGUUAUCGGGAAGCAUUUGAAGAAAUGGACGGGACUCCUCUAAGUCCCACGACCAGCAGUGGUGGUGAGGUUUUCCCCCAAACCCCAGCUUUUCCCGUCUCACCACAAACCCCUUACUACAACCUGACUCGCUCACCCCCUGGCCUCGCGAAAACCCCCCUGUCAGCCCUGGGACUAAAGCCCCACAACCCAGCUGAGAUCCUACUGCAGCAGUCUGGACAAGAACCCAGGAGUUACGUGGAGUCUGUCGCCCGGACUGCCACAGGGGGAGGAGGUGGCCAACAGAGCUCGACCGUGCCACCAAGCUACAGUCCUGGGAGGCAUGCAGCCCCCUCCCACACCUUCACCUCCCCCCUGUCCACCAGCAGCCCCAUCCACAGCGUUGACAGCAGUUACCCCUCUGCUGACAGCAGUGUCCAAAUGGGCACCCCCACACACCCAAUGGUCGACUCGAGUUUCCGCUCACAGCCAUCAGAGAGCACCUACCGCACACCAACUCCUUCCUACCCAGGAGCAGGCGGCGUGCCGGGCAGCUACAUGGGUCCUGACUACAGCCCCUACCAGCCUGAGGGUCCUCAGGUUAGCGUAAUGGGUGUUCACAAUGUGCCAGGAAGCCCCCACACCCUCCACCGAACGGUGGCCACCAACACACCUCCAAGCCCAGCCCUGGCAAGAAGGAUGGUCAACCAGGGGAGCCCAGCUAUGGGGCGCAACGUGGUCGCUGCAAACAGUAGUGAACCUGGCACUCCAAACAGUCCCAUACUCGGCAGGCAUCCAAUGGUGACCCAAAUGACCCCAGGAAGCCCAAGUCUGGAGAGACACGUCAUGUGCGGUUAUUCCAGCCCAGACGAGAGGCAUGGCACACUGUCACGGCAAAGCAGCUCGUCUGGAUACCAUCCCCCCUCAACGCCGACCUUCCCCAUCACCACAGCUGGCUAUGCAGAGAGCACGGGGCUCCGCCAGGGCAGCCCAGCCCCUCAGCCUGUGCUCCCAGAGAAGAGACGCAUGUCCAGCGGGGAGCGCCCCAAUGGUGUGUUGUCCUACGGCACUCUUAAUGGAAAGAUGUCCUCGCCAGUUUCCAGUGGGGGCAGCACGCCUAGCGCAGCAUUUUCCCAUACUUUGCCAGACUUCUCCAAGCUCACUAUGUAUGAUGGAAGCCCGGAGACCAGGGCCAAUGUGAAGUUUGUGCAGGAUACGUCCAAGUUCUGGUACAAGCCUGAAAUUUCUCGGGAGCAAGCAAUUGGCCUGCUGCGCGAUCGAGAGCCAGGAGCCUUUGUGAUCCGAGACAGCCACUCGUUCAGGGGUGCCUAUGGUCUGGCCAUGAAGGUAGCUUCUCCUCCCCCCACCGUGGUGCAGCAAAACAAGAAAGGUGACAUAACCACUGAGCUGGUGAGACACUUUCUGAUAGAGACAAGCCCCAAGGGGGUGAAGCUUAAAGGGUGCCAGAAUGAACCUUACUUUGGGUGCCUGUCUGCACUGGUGUACCAGCACUCCAUCACACCAUUGGCUCUGCCUUGCAAGCUUGUUAUCCCAGCACAAGAUCCUAAUGAUGACACCCCAGAAACAUCAACGCCCUCAAAUUCGGCCCCAGAGCUUCUCAAGCAGGGAGCAGGACAGAGAGUCCCUCCUGCUGCCCAUGCAUGCAAUGUUCUCUAUUUGAACUCCGUGGACAUGGAAUCCCUUACUGGUCCCCAGGCCGUUGCCAAGGCGAUCUCAGAGACUCUCUCAGCGAACCCACCACCCACUGCCACCAUCGUUCACUUCAAAGUAUCUACACAAGGCAUCACACUCACUGACAACCAGAGGAAGCUUUUCUUCCGUCGCCACUAUCCCAUAAACACAGUCACGUUCUGUGACCUGGAUCCACAGGAGAGAAAAUGGAACAAGGCUGAUGGAGGCACAGCAAAGUUCUUUGGAUUUGUGGCUCGUAAACAAGGAAGCACGACAGAUAAUGUCAGCCACCUCUUUGCAGAGAUGGACCCAGACCAGCCUGCCACCGCUAUUGUCAACUUUGUCUCCAAGGUGAUGCUUGACAACCAGAAACGAUGAGCUCCCAGUGUCGGCCAUUUUGUGUUUCAUGAGUCAGGAGGUGUUUUUUGUUUGUUUUUUUUUUAUUUUUUAUUUUGUGCUAGUGUUCCUUUGUAUUGUUCUUGGAAGGACUUGGAGUUGAUCCGAGAUGGAGACAGAGAAAGUGCAUCACGGGAUAGUGGCAGUGCUGGUGGUAGGGGAAGAUCUCGAUUUAUCGCAACAAAAGAAAAAGGUCAGGGAACUUCCUUUUGAUGGGAAGUAACAAAAGCAAAGUUGAGCGAAUGGGAUACUGAAAUCUAACCAGCUUUUGGAUUGAUUAAUCAAAGAUAGGCAUUGCUUUAAAACCCCAAAGAGAAACUUGCCAUGCUUAAUUAAAAAACAGACCUUGGCGAUUUUAACAUAUAAAACAUACCUUAACAACCAGUGAUUUCUAUUUGAAGAUAUUGGUCUUUAACAGUGUUUAGAAAAUUACAAAUGGCAUCUGCUCAUCCUUAUGAAGAGAACAUAAGAUAAUAUGCAUGUACACUUGGUGUACCAAUAAAAUGUAUAUAGUCAUUUAUAAUGCCCAGAAUGGUCACUGGGCUCUGUUAACAGGUAGUGCAUGCUUAAAGGGCUGCAGCUAUCUUCACUCCUCUAAAUAUAGUCAACCAAAUCUGUAAUUGAUGGAGGCAACACCAUAUAUUGGUUGGUAACCGCAAUGAUAGAGCAGAGAUUAUUAUCUAGAGUGAUUUGUUAAUCCCAGAACAUGGAGAUUUCAGUGGUCGGAGGUGGAUUACUCUUGCCUGUGAACACAGGACUCCUGAAUGUACUGCAUUUAGCUGUAGUCUUGUUAUUAGGCUUUGCUUUUCUUUCUGAAGAGGGUGAAGUGCCUGGCAGAAUAAAAAUUUGAAAUGGCUUUUCCUUCUCAAACACACACCGUUCUUCAAGAGACACAAAAACACAAAACUAGGUGCAAAUAAAAUCAAAGUGGUGCCCUUUUUAUUGCCAAAAAAAGUAUGAUUUACUUCAGAUUUAGACUCAUAUUUAGUGGUAACCUACCAUAUUCAGUAUUAGAACUAAAAGAACUGCUAGAUAUACCUACACCAACUAUGAAAUGUUGCUUGUAGAAAUGUCGACCAUACAAACAGUCACAGCCAGGGGAAUAUAAAAUUAUAUAUUAAACCCCUGUCGGUUUUUGGUCUAUUUGCAAAAAGACUCCCAUGUCUUAGAAGCCUGAGAUGAAGACUUAAGAGCCAAAGUAUACUACAUCUUAUUUCAGCCACUGUGUGAGCAAGAACACUUUUUGAAACUAGACUAUUGCGCUGGAGCAGUUGAUGGACCGCUUCAGUGUCUUUUGAGAAAGUCAGUAAAAAAAAAAAAAAAAAGAACAUUUCUCUUAAUAGGAAUGACGUUUUUUUUCAUAGUCAGCAGGAUAAACAGAGGAAAGAUUAUUGAAUCAAAUGUAUUUUUGAAUUUUUAUUUCUACAAGUACUAGAAUUGAAGGACCUUUUUCACUGAGUUUCGGAGGACAAGCCAUUUUCACUGUCAAAGGGUAGCUCUUCUCUCUUUAGACGCAAAUACAAAUAUAGCUACAACAUCCUAUAAGUAGAGAAAUAUUCCUAUCACUGCUCAAGAAAUGGCCUUAUAAAUAUAUAUUAAACCGAAAAGUUAAGUAAGCUACUCAAAUAUAUAUUAAAAAAAAAAAAAAAAAAGUUACUAAAUAUUUAUUUUUUGCCAUGUCGCGCUAGUUUAACUCAUAUAUACAAAUCAUGUAUAGUCUACUUAAGAAAAAGCAUUUAAAAAAAAAUAUUUUGGCUAAAAAUGCAAAAUUGACAGAUUUUAACAACAUUUAAGAAAUAUAUAAGAUGUAAAAUGUAUGUAUGUUAAAGCUUGUCACUAUAUAUUUUGAAUAUUGUUUUUUUCACUCCUUUAUUGUGUAUUCUUUCAUAAUAUUCUUCUGUGUCAGUUGAUAAUAGGCAUGUAAAGGGUUAAAUUCACAGAAAGGAUUGAAAAGAAAGGAAAAUAUCUAUCACUGCUUUUAGACUUAUGUGAAUAUAUGCAUUGUAUGCAUUUCAGUACUAAAGUAAAAUAUGUUAUAAGGACAACAUAAGGAACAAACAUGCACCGAUGUAUAUACUAAAGUUAAAGGGAAGGCCAGGAUUUUUUGCACUUGCCAGGUGUUCAAUAGACAAGCACACAGAUGAAUACGGUUUAUUCUUAGCUUAGUUUAUAAUUGGGCUUUUGAAUUUAUGGAUAAAGAAUUGAAUCCUACAUUUUCCACAUUGGUCUGUUUGUUUUACUUGCUGAGAAGAGCAGCUGUUUUCAGAAAGUAAAAAAAAAAGGUACAGUAACAGGAAGGAAACUAUGAAUGAAGAAUUGUGUCAAGUGCAUAGAACCUGGAAUGUCCUCGAAUUCGAGAUUUUGGGUUUAAUUGCUGGUGGGAGUUUUCUGUAUAAAAGGAGCAAAUUAUAAAAGAGCGAAGCGCAGGAAUGAGGCAUGCCAGGUCAUUUAGGAUCCAGCCAACCCAAAAGCUGUAGUGUGCCUUUGCUAUAUUGAUAAAAAAAAGAAGUCUAACAUUGACUACUAAAACAGAAAGAUUAAAAUAUAACAUAUAGACUCAUAGUACUUCAAUUUUAAAAUAUUUUUAUUCAGACCAAUGUGAUACUCAUAAAACAUUUUGUUUGUUUGUUUUAAAUACCAACCAGAUGCCUGACAUUGAUCUACUUUCUACAUUAGACUGCAGUUUUCCGAAAUAUCUUUUCCAAAAGAAACAAAUGGUCCUGGAUUCGAGUUUCAAAGUUAGCUUGGCUUAGGAUUUGCUGCCAUCUUCUGUUGCAAACUGCUAUUACCAUUUGGCAGUCAAUAGAGAGAGAGAGCUAACGUGCCUUAUAGCACGGUUCACUGUACAGUACUGCACUGCAUACUCUUGUAACUGAACAGAAGGAUUUACGGUGGUGUCUUUGUCUGUAAUAGCUGCUGUGAUAAAAUGUAUGUUGCAAACACCAUUCUACUGUAUUCUGUACAUUAUGAUAGCAGAGACAUGUCUAUAUCAGAGAUGAACUACAGUAUAACUUCUAAAUUUCCCAGCUUUUCCAUCCCUGGGCUGCUUUGUCACAGGAGGACAACUGAGCAUUUCUAAGCAAACCCAAGCUUGCCAUGGACACCUCAGCUCACUUAAUAAAAAAUAUAUAUAUAUACAUAUAUAUAUAUAUAUAUAUAUAUAUAUAUAUAUAUAUAUAAUUCACAUCAUUUGGCAAUCAUGUGGAAGACACCAGAGGAAUACUCCCGCAGCGGACAUCUAAGCAUACCUAAGCAUGCCAAAGGGCAUGUGUUAUGUGUGCUUCCAAAAUAAUAUUUAUUUUGGACAUCUAGCUAUAGCACAUUUAAGAUAUUCUGAACAACUGGUCAGUUAUCCCAGAUCUUCACAAGGAGCUUACCUAAGCACACCUGAGCAUAUUGAAGGACAAUAUACUCAAUUUCUUUUUGGACACCCAGGUAUAAAAGUUAGGAUCCCAUACCUGAGCUCAGAUAGCUGGUACCUAUCGCAGUGCUGCUGACUCCAGACCAGCCAAACCCAGCAGAAUGCACUCUUGAAGGAAAAUCUUGUAAGGUCUAGAAGAACUAAUGUCUACACUAGACCAACUUGUAUUGUUAGUGAGUAUUUUUUGGACCACAAGAGCUUCUCCUAAAAUAGAAAUCCACCUGGUCGUCGAAGAACUGUUGUCCGCAGGGCAACACAAUGCAGAAGACAUUGCUGCAAUGCUUUUGUAAAUGGUGCCACUUUGUUAAAAAUGCCAACCAUUACAUACAAGGGAACAGAGAAAGUAUUUUUUUUUUACACACGCAGAAUUACCACUUACUAAGAGCCCAUAAACACAAACACAUGUAUGUCCUUGCCAAAGAAAGAAUGAAAUCGCACUCCCUGGUAUUAGGACAGAAUUCCUCUUAUGUUUUCUUUCUCUUAAACCACCUUGCUGGAAUAUCUAUGUUUAUACAAAUAUUUCUUCAGUUACAUAACAGACAUAUAGUUGGUUUAUAAUAGAAAAGCCACAUCUAUUCAAUAAUCUUUAACAAGGUUUCACAAAAGUCCAAACUUGAAAUUUGUUGUUGUUUUGUUAUUCAUGUGUUCGUGGAUUUCAGAGUUACAUAAGUAGCUUUGGUGAAGUUUUAUUAUUAUUAUUAUUAUUAUUAUUAUUAUUAUUAUUAUUAUUUUUAUUAUUAUUAUUAUUAUUAUUGUUGUUGUUGUUUCUCAUCCUACCUUGCUUUUAAAAUGGUGUACCCUCCCUCACCUCCUUUCAAAAAGAACUGGUGACAUAUGGUACUUCCAAUUUGUCUUCAGACAACUGAUGAGGUGAAUUCAGCCCCACAAAAAACUUUAUGCACUUAAAAGGCUAGGGAGGUAGCUAAACCGAAAGAGCAGUUAGCGAGUAGCAGAUACACUGAGACAAUAAUCAAUCAAAUAAAAUACUUUCACCUGAUUACUUUUUUGACUAGAUUACAUGCAUGCCUAAGCACUUCUUAAUAUUUCUUGAAAUGUCGUCCUUUUUUAAACUACAGACAGUAUAUAAAUAUUACGUAAUGCAUAUAAACUGUGUUUAACUGACAAAUAGCUGUGGAUAGUAGUUUAAGGAUAUACUUUAUUAACUCCAUUGUGCCAAAGAAUGUAAACAUUUUCCAUUUUCCUAACACAAGGUCUUUAUUAGUUUAAUUCUAUUAAAUUAACUUAAAUACAUUAAAAGGUAUUCAUAUGAAUUACUAGAUUAUAAUAGUUAUAAAUUAUAAAUAAUACAUUAUAUAUAUAUAUAUAUAUAUAUAUAUAUAUAUAUAUAUAUAUAUAUAUAUAUAUAUAUAUAUAUAUAUAUAUAUAGUCUGGAUAUGAUAGCAUGUGUUAGAAACUGUAGUCGAAAUACAUCCUGAAAUUUGUGUUGAAGUGUAUUGCUCAUUUGAAAUCCAGCAAUCUAAACGAUUCAGUAAUUGUUGAUUCAGUGAGUCCUCCCAGAUACCAGUGUGCAUUUACAUGCAAACACACAAUUUUUAUACUACAUAUCUGAAGCUCUGAAAUCGCAGAGGAGAACGUCUUGUGUGGUCCCGUGGUUUAAAAAAAAAAGGGCUUGUAACCAGGAGGUCCCUGGUUCAAAUCCCGUCUCACUCACCGACUCACUGUGUGACUUUGAGCAAGUCACGCAACCUCCUUGUGCUCCAUCUUUCGGGUGAGGUGUUAUUGUAAGUGACUCUGCAGCUGAUGCAUAGUUCACACACCCUAGUCUCUGUAAGUUACCUUGAAUAAAGGUGUCUGCUAAGUAAACAAAGAAUAAUAAUAAUAAUAAUAAUAAUAAUAAUAAUAAUAAUAAUAAUAACAAUAAUAAUAAUAAUAAUUGAAAUCUUUCAAAUCUUAAAAGGAACUGUCAAACCCUAGCCAAUACUUUCACCUUAGCAUAGAACUCAUGACAAGAGAACACAGUUGGAAAUGAAGUGGAGACUUAUAGUAGGACAGAGGAUAUGAAACACUUCUUUAUACAGAGAGUGGUAAGAGCAUGGAAUGGAUUCACUCGCCAUGUUGUGAUGCCAAAUCAUUGGGAUAAUGUAAGAACCGACUAGACACAGUUUUGAGAUCAGCCAGUUACUAGAAACCGGACAACACUGAUUGGCCAAAUGGCCUAGUUCGUAAAUGUUCUUAUUCAUAAAAAAAAUAAAAUAGUGCCAGCAAAGUGGUUUAAACGUUUUUGUUUUUAAUUAAUUCUGUUUUCUAUUUUUGUAUUGCAUCUCCAUUGCUGCCACUGUCUUCUUGUGCAUACUUGCUAAUCAGUGUUAUACUUUACUGAUAAAAAAGAAAACCGAAGAAACGACAACCCCGUUUCUGUAUUUAUAUAGAUAGGACAAUAGCAUUUAUUUUCUAUCCCUUGCUCUGCGAGGUACCUGCUUGUUUGAGAUAUCUGUUUUUGGUACAGAAUGUGUGAAUGUGCUAUCAUGGCUGUACAGAACUCUUGUGUAUUUUACUUUGCAUAUUAUAUUGUAUGGCUUUUUUGGUUCUGAAAAAUAAUAAUACAAAAUAAAUAAAAAGCAAUACAAAUCAGUUAUAUUAAAAUAUACCAUUGCUUGA
Messenger RNA from Acipenser ruthenus (sterlet), 12071 nucleotides. Its product is annotated as tensin-1-like. Bases 743 to 6013 code for a protein of 1756 amino acids. Gene Ontology annotation, biological process: fibroblast migration. The transcript has 32 exons. The record is from RefSeq and is a predicted model, not a curated record. Lineage: Eukaryota; Metazoa; Chordata; Actinopteri; Acipenseriformes; Acipenseridae. Gene Ontology annotation, molecular function: protein binding.